Molecule: messenger RNA, 927 nt
Organism: Suillus paluster
Lineage: Eukaryota; Fungi; Basidiomycota; Agaricomycetes; Boletales; Suillaceae
Exons: 4
Coding region: 29-724 (231 amino acids)
Molecular function (GO): oxidoreductase activity, acting on a sulfur group of donors, disulfide as acceptor
Source: RefSeq, a predicted model, not a curated record
ACUUACAACUACCGUCUUACUGCCAUCCAUGCAUUGUACCAUGCUAUCUCCACUCUCUUUGUUUGGAUUAUUCAGCGUUGCGGUGGCCUUGGCACCGCCGCUGACGGUGCAAGAUCACUUUCAAACAACAAUAUCCGGUGGUGUGAAAGUGCCAGUGGUUCUAGGCGUCAUGUCUCGCUGCCCAGAUGCAAUUCUGUGCGAAUCUGUGUUCGAUCGCGUAUUGCAAAGAGUAGGCGACAAAGUGGAUAUUUCAUUGUCCUUCAUCGCCCAACCAAACAACUCGGAGCCCCUUUAUGGUGUAACAUGCAUGCAUGGACGGGAGGAGUGUGCCGGCAAUGUACAAGAGUUGUGCGCUGCCAAAUACCACCCUAUUUCUGAGUGGUGGCCCUUUGUGCAGUGCCAAAACUUUCAGGGGCGUGAAAAUAUCGGCACACCUGAAACUGCCCUCAACUGCGCAAAGGCAGCUGGAAUCAACUGGGAAGACGGCAAGGCUGGUCAAUGCGCAGGAGGAGACGGUCGCGGAACAGAAGGAAUACACCUUUUGCAACAGAGCGUUAAGGAUAGUAUCGCGGCUGAAAUCCAGAAAAGCUGCACAGUUAUCAUUAACGGUCGACAAGUAUGCAUACGGGAUGGCACUUGGUACGAAUGUGAGGGCGGUCAUUCACCGGCAGAUUUUAUCCGACAAAUCAACGAAGAAUAUGACAGACUCAACAGUGCUGAUUAAAGAGAGCGGGCAUGUUCAACAUUUAUAUCAUGAUGCACGUCGAUGCACGCACAUAAAUACCAUCACUCAGCCACCAAGAAUUAGCUCGUACACGAUUAUGACAAGAUUUAGCCCUAUGAGUGGUACUGUGUGUGGAAAGCAUUAGCAAAUUUGUUCCGACCCGAACCUUGUGCUACUUACUACGCAUGAGGGUCCGCACCGCA